Molecule: messenger RNA, 2709 nt
Organism: Xenopus tropicalis (tropical clawed frog)
Lineage: Eukaryota; Metazoa; Chordata; Amphibia; Anura; Pipidae
Product: vomeronasal type-2 receptor 26
Exons: 6
Coding region: 1-2709 (902 amino acids)
Biological process (GO): G protein-coupled receptor signaling pathway
Cellular component (GO): plasma membrane; membrane
Molecular function (GO): G protein-coupled receptor activity
Source: RefSeq, a predicted model, not a curated record
AUGCAGCCUAAUUCUGGACCCCAUGUUGGACAACUACUGGCAAAACGCUCUGAUCUACUGCUUUAUAUUAGUUACAUUUGCCUUUCUGGAGGUGCAGUGGUGGAAGCCAUGGCUUUCCUGGAGCUGAUCUACCUGACAGCCCUGUAUAUAACAACCUGCAGUUCGAAGAUUCAGACCAAGAAACCUGCCUGCCAUCUGGAGAUCAUUAAAACAUAUGAGGAGUAUGAAUACAUGAAAGAGGGAGAUAUAAUGAUUGCAGGGGUGUUUACUGUAAAUACCCUGAUAGUUCCAAUUAGCUAUCCAAUGGACUUUUAUAACAGUAUGUUGUGUGUUGGUGCUCUUGCAAAGAAUUACAGACAAUUUGUGGAUUUUCUUUUUGCCAUUGAGAACAUUAACAAAGACCCAGUUCUAUUACCCAACCUUACACUGGGGUACCAUAUAUACGACUCCUGUGGGGACCCCCGGAAGGCUGUGAGGAGCGUGUUCCAAAUAUUAUCUGGUACCAGGGAGCCGGUUCCCAAUUACUCCUGUGUGGGAAAGAGAAACAUUGCUGGAUUUAUCGGGGAUCUCACCUCAGAGACAACGGUGCCCAUAGCCCAGAUUCUCAAUGUGUAUGGCUAUGCACAGAUCAGUUACGGAGCUACAGACCCAUCGCUCAGCGACAGACACGCUUUCCCGUACUUUUUCAGGAUGGUGCAAAGUGAUCAUAGUCAUUAUUUGGCUUUAAGCAAGUUACUGAAAUAUUUUAAAUGGACGUGGAUUGGAAUUAUUAGAUUUAAUGAUAAUAGUGGAGAAAAAGAACUUCAACUGCUGAGCAGCUAUCUGUCGGUGGAAGGGAUAUGUGUUGAGUUCACUAUAAAGAUAAGCAAUUAUAUUGAGAAUAUUGCUGUGUAUAAAAUGUAUAGGGAGAUCAUCCAGAAAUCCUCCACCAGUGUCAUUAUACUUUGUGGGACUCCUUCCGUCAAUUUUGUUGGGACAUUCAUAAACAUGACAGACGUGUUCCGUACAAAGACGUUGGUCAUUUCUUCUACUGUAGCAGCUAAUCACAAUAUCAUAGAUUAUCAUCUAGAACUAUUCCACGGCAGUUUGGGAUUUGUGCAACAUGCAAUAUAUUCUCUAGAUAGUCCCCAAAUGAGAUCAUUCAUAGAAAGUCUCCAUCCACUCAGAAACCCAGAAGACAAAUUGCUGGAAGACAUUUGGAUGCAAUACCAUUUAUGUUUGUCGGAAGAUCCAAAUAAAAAUGAUUUGUACGAAAGAGUUUAUGCAUUUAAGCUUCACAACUGUACAAGACAAGACAAUAUUACAGAUAUUCUCAGUAUCGACAGUAAAUUGCAUUUUCCCCCUGUACAUUUUGCAGUUCAUAUUAUGUCUGGGGCACUUCAUAAAAUGCAAAAUACCUCUGAGAAGAGCAAAACUGGGCAUUAUUAUAAGUACAAGCUGCAUCACUAUCUGAAAAACAUUCAAUACAAAACAAUAAAGAAUAAAACCAACAUUUUUAACGAGAAUGGAGAGUUAAUCGGUGAAUACUUGAUAUAUAAUUACAUCAUGGAUCCGGGCGCACAAGUAAUUGUGAAUUAUCUGGGAUUGUUUAAUCCCUGGGCAUCGUCCAAUCAGAAGCUAGAGAUUGCAUCCUCCAAAAUACGCUGGAAAACCAACGACAGCAAGAUCCCAAGAGCUCAGUGCUCAGAUAACUGCCCCCCUGGAUUCAGAAAGGCCCCAAAUCCUGGAGCCCAGACCUGCUGCUAUGACUGUGUCCCGUGUCCAACUGGAGACAUUUCUACCACAACUGACAGUGAAAUAUGUACCCGAUGCCCAGACAUGGAAUGGCCCAAUGAGAACAAGAAUCAAUGUAUCAUCAGAAACGAAGAGUUUCUCUCGUACAAUAAUUAUAUGAUUUCUGUAUUUUUUUCAUCAAUUUCAGUUCUGUUUUUUCUUACAACUCUACUAAUACUAGGCGUCUUCAUUACAUUCCGGAACUCCCCCAUAGUGAGAGCCAACAACCGGAGCCUGAGCUUCCUCCUCCUUGUCUCCAUCAAGCUGAGCUUCCUCAGUGUGUUUCUGUUCCUCGGUCGCCCUGUGGAUAUAACCUGCAUGCUGCGCAUCAUCACUUUUGGAAUCACCUUCUCCAUAGCUGUCUCUUCUCUCCUGGCCAAGACUAUCAUGGUUUGUGUUGCUUUCAAAGCCACCAAGCCAGGGAGCUCAUGGAGAAAAUGGCUGGGAGUCAAACUGUCCAAUUCUGUAGUCUUGUUCUGCUCAUCCAUUCAAAUAAUCAUCUGCAUGACUUGGUUGGCCAUUUCUCCUCCCUUUCAGGAACUGGACAUUCACACUUCCCCUGGAACCAUCAUCAUUCAGUGCAAUGAGGGCUCAGCUAUUGGCUUUUACUCAGUUAUUGGGUAUAUGGGGCUUCUGGCAGCUGUUAGUUUUGUUUUAGCAUUUUUAGCUCGGAGCUUACCGGACAGUUUUAAUGAGGCCAAGUACAUCACUUUCAGCAUGCUGCUCUUCUGCAGUGUUUGGAUCACAAUGAUCCCGGCCUAUCUGAGCACCAAAGGCAAAAACACUGUGUGUGUGGAGAUAUUUGCCAUACUCACCUCAAGCGCGGGGCUUUUAGCCUCUAUAUUUCUGCCCAAAUGUUACAUUAUUUUAUUGAGACCUGAAAUGAACAUGAAAUCAGUUAUGUUUGGGAAUAAAACCAAAAUAUUAUUCAAAUAA